Thalassophryne amazonica is the source of this 4286-nucleotide messenger RNA. RefSeq names its product proline, glutamate and leucine rich protein 1 (gene pelp1). Lineage: Eukaryota; Metazoa; Chordata; Actinopteri; Batrachoidiformes; Batrachoididae. Gene Ontology annotation, biological process: rRNA processing. The coding region runs from base 99 to 3935 and encodes 1278 amino acids. Gene Ontology annotation, cellular component: nucleus. The transcript has 19 exons. The record is from RefSeq and is a predicted model, not a curated record.
UUUAAAGUUUUAAGAUUCAUUUACCAGAGCAGAACGCGACUAAAUGUGGUGACGUCAGGUUGUCGCAGCGUGAUGACGACACUCGGUGCUAAAGCAAGAUGGCUACGUCGGGUUGGCUGCAUGGCGCAGCUGGUGUGCGGCUAACGGAGGGUUUAGUGUCCGUUCUGAAGGAGCAGCGUCCGGAAUAUUUACCUGCUUUGUUGGCCAGCUACAGAGAACACGGCGUGCUCGUCGCGCAGAGCUCUAGCACUGUUGGCGGUCUUGUGGGUUUCAGCAAUGCCAAACUGGGUUCGAGCAAGACCAAAUUUGAAGGGCUGUGCCUUCUCUCCAUGCUGGUUAAGGACAGUUCCAGUGAUCUGUUUCAGCAGCACUGCCUGUCGUGGCUGCGCUCCGUGCAGCAGGUCAUACAGUCUCAGGCUCCGGUUCAAACCAUCCAGCUAGCGGUGAACAUUCUGAAGGAUUUGUUGCAGUAUUCUUCUCAGCUAGCAGAGCUGGCCCGGGAGGUCGGCCUCAACGCCAUCCUCGGCAUCCUCACGUCUCUGCUCGGCCUCAAGACAGAGUGUGAGCUGGCAGCCAUGGAGGGGAUGAUCGCCUGCAUGUCGUAUUACCCCAGAGCCUGUGGAUCCCUCAGGGACAAACUGGGAGCUUAUUUUCUCUCGAAAAUGGAAAGUUCCAACAAGAAAACACAAGAGGUGGCCUGUCAGUGUUACGCACGAUUGCCCUGUCUGGGCGGCCUGUUGGACAGAGGGAUGGGUGCUGGCAGAGCCGAGGGCUGGGCUAAUCAGAUCCACUGUUUACUGGCCUCGGCUAAUGGCCUCCUGGCUCAGAUAUACCAGGGAUCAGAAACAGAUGGAACGGUGCAGUAUGAAGGUCCCGGGGUGGAGCUCGUCUUUCCUGAUCUCGACCAGUCGGACCCUCUGGUGCUGCUGCAGCUCCAGCACAGAUACACUGCCGCCUGCCUGGCUCUCAAACACACACUCAGGGUGGAUCCAUCUUCAGCAGUCCGCCUGCCCGUCAGACCCGUCCUCAACCUGGUGUGUCGAGCCCUCGCCGUCAGCUCCAAGAGCAUCAAUACAACAGGUGAUGGAAGUCUGAGGGUCCUGCUGCUUCCCAUCGUUCACACCAACACGCUGGACGUCCUGUCGGCGCUGAUCACAGUGGUUCGUCACGGGAUGGUUCAGUACGCCUCUGUACUCCAAAGGCUGUUUUCUCAAACCCUGUCGGCCUGGACGCCGCUGUCAGAAAGCACUCUGGGCCAGCAGAGAGCCUACAGUUCAGUGAGAGUAUCUGUAUAUAGAACCUUGGAGCUCUGGGUCCAAGUGGUGGGAGCUUCUGCCGGUAUUCUUCAGGCAACAUCUGGACAAACAGAUCUCCUGUUUAUCCACCUGCUGGGUGACAUCACUCCAGGGGCCGACUCUGUCAAGCUCCGAGCUGGCCUGUCAGCUGAUGUGGUUCCCGGUGGGAAACCCGGCCCGCGCCGCACAAAGCAGCUGGUCAUGGCAGACACUGUUGGACCGUCACUCCAGAGGAAAGGAGACCUUUUGGCCAAUCAGGACACGUGUCUGUCAGCCCUCAGGGCUCUUAGACAAAUCAUACUGACCAGCGGCACGUUGCUAAAGGACGACAUACACAAGCGUCUCCACGGGGUGGUCUUACCGCUGUGUGUCCGCCUGCAACAGCAGCAGUCCAGUAGCAGUACUGCAUGUGAACCUGCAGGGGGCAUCAGCGGUCAGUACAGCAGUGCCUUUCCUCGCCGAGAACUCUACAGACUGUUACUGGCGUUGGUUCUGGUACCAUCACCCCGUUGGCCCCCGCCGCUGACUUGUGCUGUAUCCAUUCUGAGCAACGGUCGUACCGACCGCAACCACAAGGUCUCCUUAUUCUGCACUGAGGCUCUGACUAUCUGUAACUCCCUGGUGCACCCUCGCACUCCUUCCAUUGCGCUCCCCUUACCACCACUCACCCUGAAACCCACUCCCAGCCCCCACGUCAUGCCCUCACCCCAAGUACCGGCUCCUGGACUCACUUUGCCAACCCUCCUAGGAGGCCCGUCCGCCAGCACUCCCUUCCCCACCAGGCACUCCCUCAGCUUGGGCCCCGGUUCCUUGCUGGGUACUUUGGAGAACCACCUUUCCCUUGUUCCAGGGCUCCAGGGUCAGGGCCCCCCUCCAGCUGAGAUGAUCCUUUCUCCACGCACGCACCACCACCCAGAUCCAGGCAGUCUGGGGCCUCCCGAGGGACAGAGACCUGUUUUUGUCCGCUACGACAAAGAGGAAGCGGAGGACGUGGAGAUCUCUCUGGCCAGUGAUUCUGAUGACAGUGUGGUUAUUGUUCCUCCGGGGAUGCUGAACAACCAACAAGAUGAAACGCCAGCCUCAACUAACUCCACUGUGCACAACAUGGCCUCCUCUGCACCAGGGGGUGCCACUGGCACCCUACCAGGAGGUGAGUCUGGGGUCACCAUGGUCCCCACUACAGCCUCAACAACCACCAUAGAGGGAGUCUCGCUCUCCAAUGACGUUUCCACCUCCUCUUCCCUUCUCACAACUUCCAUCACCACCCCCGUCAACUCGUUCCCUCCUCCCAGCACUUCUGUGGUGUCUUUGAUUCCACCUUUGAACUCCACCACACCCACUGCUCCCCCUGCUGGUGUGGGGGAGACGCUGCCAGGGAGACCACAGCUGCAGCAGAUGCUGAUGCAGUCGUCCACAUCUGGCCAGCCCGGUCCCAUGGGCCUCCCGCUCCAAAUGCACCAGCUGCAGAAUCCUUUAAGCCAGCAGGGGCGGCACGUCCCGCAACACCAGCCCCCCGCCAGCAACGAGGAGUCCGCCGUCAUCAACAUCAACAGCACCGACGACGAAGAGGAAGACGAGGACGACAUGGAGGACGAUGAAGAGCUGGAUGAAGACGAGGAAGGUAUGGAGGACGACGAAGAGGAUGAGGAAAUGAGCGAGUAUGGGGAAGAAUAUUAUGACGGAGAGGACUACGAGGAUUACGAUGAAGAGGAGGGUGAGGAGCUAGACGAAGAGGAGGAAGAAGAGGAGGAGGAUGAAGAUGGGGAUAUCCCACCACUGGAGGGAACAGAGGACAAGGCUGGAGAAGCUGAGGCAGAAGAAGUGGAUGUAAUCCAAGCAGCGGUGGUUGAAGGAGAAGUGGGUGCUUUCAGUGUGGAGAGAGAAUCGGAAGGAGGGAUAGAGGAGAUCCAGACGAACAGAGCGGUGUUUGAGGACGACAGAAUGAAAGUGCAGGAGGUGGAAAGUAUCGGAGUCCUGGAGGAGGCGAGGGAGGGAGAAGAAGAAGACGAGGACGAGAGCGAAAGAAUGGACGACCCCACCAUGCCCCAGAUCUUGUGUGUCACCGGAGGAGCUUUGGAGGAGAAAGAGGAAGAGGAAGCGGAGGAGGAGGAGGGAGCAGCAGCAGGAGGAGGAGGAGGGGCUGUGCAGGAGGAGACGAGGUCCUGGGAAGAAGAAGGAAAUGAGGUCGAGCAAAUGGCCUCAUCAGAGGAGCAAACAACCAAUCAGGAUCAACAGGAGCUAGCGGCCCAGCCUCCGCCGGAGAGCAGUUUGAGUGACAGCCAGCCUCCAAGCCAUCAGGAGGAGCAGCAGCAGGAAGCUCCUCAGGGUGCUGACUCCACCGCCGCAGAACCUGAACCUGCCACAGACCAAAACCGAAACGAGCAAGAGGAGGCGAAGGCCGAGAAGAGAGAAGAAAUGAAGGUGAAGCAGGAGGUGGAGGCCAACGGGGAAGACGGGGAGGAAGACAAGGGCAAAGGGGUAAAACGAAAGAGAGAGGAGGCACAGACGGAGGAGGAGGAGGCGGCACAAAGUCCACAGAAGAAGAAGGUGGACGAUGAAGCUAUGGCAUCCAUGUUGGCGGAUUUCGUGGCGUGUCCACCUGACGAUGAAGACGGCACCUCUGGAUCAAACCGCUCAUGAAUAUUCACAGCCUGAAACAAUGUCGUGGAUUUACAAACUGUUUGUGUCAGUGUCAUGUUGAAAGUUCAGUUCCGUUUUCAUUCUUCGUCACUCGUACCGCCAUAGACAUUUUUCACUAAAUUGUGGCCUCCAGUAGUGUUUGUUUAUUUAUUUUUUUUCUUUUCCAAGCAGUGUCGCCGGCUUUGAUGUGCACCGUGUCAGUUUUGGGAAUGUCUCUACAGUCCACAUGGAGAAGACAAGCAGCAAAGAGAAGCUGCGUGAAGUGUAACCCGUGACUGCGGUGCUUUGGCCUGAACACAGUCCAAACAGUUCCACGUGUGAUGUGUUUUUGUUUUUCAGGUUAUUGUUGUU